AUGAGAGGCAAAGUGAACUCUUCGCAACGCAAUCCAUCCCCUGAUUCAGGGCUUGAAGACUGGACGCAUAAGCUCGUGAAGAAACGAGAACAUGGAUUCACAUGGUAAGGCAAGCCUAGGUCGGCUCCAAGCUCGACAAUGCCUUCCUGCGAUCGUCGAUGAACUGAAACUGAGGAUGAAACGCGAUUUGCCUCUUCCGCCACGCCACACGCCCGAACUACCGGGGAUCAUUGAAAAUCGCAAUUGGCUUGAGAAUCACUCUGCGAUCUACACUCAACGGUCAUUGGCAGCUGAACGACACCAAUCCAGGCUUGAUCGCGAGUCAUGUCGCCGUCUUCACGUCCCUCGGUAGUGCUACCGGAUGCGUUAAAGAUACCCAUAAUGCAGAAGCUGCAGCACCGUCGGGUCGUGCUUGCUUCUGCGAGCCCCAGGAGAAAGGAGGAAUUGGCCAGAGCCGGUUUAGCUCCGGAGAUAGUGGUUUCCCGGUUUGAUGAGAACCUACCAAAGCACGAGUUCCAAGGCCGAUUAUCUGAAUAUCCCAUCUCUACUGCUGGUGAGAAGGCGAUGGAGGUAUACGAGAGAAUGGUCAGGGAAGACCCGGACGAUGCGCCAGAUUUGGUCAUUUCAGCUGACACCGUCGUCAUAUUUCCACCAGAGGAGGAUACUGCGGAGGGUGGUGAGGCUCACGGAGAGGAGUCAGAGAUACUAGAGAAACCGAUGAGCAAGGAUGAACAGAGGCGCUGGUUGAACAUGAUGAAUGGUCGGAGAGUUCAGAUCGUCACAGCUGUCACGCUCGCAUACCCUAGUGUAGUUGCACCUGGCUACAAGCUUGAAUCAAUUUCCUGCUCGACAAUAGCAAACUUUGCGGACAACAACAAAGAUCUGAUCGAGGCGUACGUAGAGUCAGGAGAUGGGCUUGAGAAAGCUGGAGGUUUCGGAAUACAGAGUACGGGCGGCCUCUUGAUUGAGCGUAUAGAGGGUGACUACGACAAUGUAAAAGGCUUCCCCACAGCUCCGUUCUGGCGUUGGAUGGUCGACUUAGACUCGGGAGGUGUAUUUGAUGAAGCACGGGAUGAAUAAAGGAUUUGUGCGCCAAUGAUGGGGUUCUCAUAAAUCGCGUGAACCUCUUCGCGCUCAAC
Messenger RNA from Kockovaella imperatae, 1139 nucleotides. RefSeq names its product inosine triphosphate pyrophosphatase-like protein. Gene Ontology annotation, molecular function: nucleoside triphosphate diphosphatase activity. The record is from RefSeq and is a predicted model, not a curated record. The transcript is spliced from 11 exons. NCBI's taxonomy places the organism in Eukaryota, Fungi, Basidiomycota, Tremellomycetes, Tremellales, Cuniculitremaceae. The coding region runs from base 325 to 1080 and encodes 251 amino acids.